AUGUCUUCGGCUCCAGGGCAUCACGAUUACUCUACAGGACCUCCUGGCUUCGCAACUGAAAUGGAUCCUAGAAACUCUGCCAGACUGGAUCAUAUGCCUCGCACAACAGACAACUUCGGCAUGGACCGCUAUUCCACGAAUCCCGGCUACAGAAUGCAGCGACUGCCUCCUCCCCAAGGCCUGUUGGCGGGAGCUCCCUGCGGACCGGACACGUUUCGACCACCGUCCCAAGAUCCCGUUCAAUACUUUCACCCUCAGCCGUAUCCCCCUCACAACAGCACUGGCCAUGGCAUUUCGUCCCCUCUAAUGUCUCCUUCUCACAUUCCAUAUGCCAGUGCCGCCCCUCCUCAGAGCUAUCCGCCCCGUCAUAUCGCGGACCCGGGCCAACCUCCUCAGAUGUUCCCACCGGUGACAGCUGGGAGACCGGAUGCCACAAGCGAUCCGCGAUUGUCACAGUAUCCUCCAAGCAUGAACCACAUGAACCACAUGAACCGCCAGACGCCACCACCACGACCAUACCAACAUCCCGAAAAUGGAAUAUCUCCCCCUUAUAUUGCAAGACACGAACAGGACACGCCCAUGGCAGAGCCAACCUUUGAGCCUGAGCCACCAAGGCCCGUAGCUCGACCGCAAUCUCAUACUCCGGAUGCCGCAGGACCUCCGCCAGUUCGGGUUCCCAACUUACUGGGCUCUAGCAAGACACAGUACUUGAAUGACACCAUCUUUGAGCUCAAGAUGCGUCAACAGCCAAAUGCAGCACGGGCUUGCGGGUUUGGUGAUAGAGAUCGAAGAGUUAUCGAUCCGCCUCCGAUAGUGGAGCUCGUGGUUAGGAACCCAAACUUCACACAAGAGGAAAUCAGAGUUUACUUGAGAUACGAAAGCUAUGUCAUGAGCUGCGCCAUCUUUGAUGAGUCGGGAGAACAUGACUCUUCCUACAUGCCGGAGGAGUACCAACACCAACGGCGGUUGAUGGGCUCUUUGGUCGCGACGCCCUUUGUGGGACAGGAUGAGAACGGGCAAGAGGGCUGUUUCUUUUGCUUCUCCGACCUUUCUUGCCGUACUCCGGGCUCAUUCCGCCUCAAGUUUACCUUGAUGAUGAUAGACCCGAGCCGCGCGGGAUUCGUCAAGCACUUUCCCAUUCUGGCGGAGUCAAAAAGCGAGCCUUUUAAGGUUUACAGCGCCAAAGAGUUUCCGGGCAUGGUAGCCAGCAGCAGUCUGGCCAAACGUCUGAAAGAACAAGGGUGUAUAAUCUCAAUCAAGAAAGGAAACGAUAGAGGGCGAGGCUCCAGGAACAACGACGAUGGGUCAGAUAACGACGAUGACGACGAUGGCGAAGCAUCACAAGGCCAGAGAAGGAGACGACAGAUGCGAAGCUAG
This is a messenger RNA of Trichoderma citrinoviride, 1377 nucleotides long. RefSeq lists its product as hypothetical. The coding region runs from base 1 to 1377 and encodes 458 amino acids. The record is from RefSeq and is a predicted model, not a curated record. Lineage: Eukaryota; Fungi; Ascomycota; Sordariomycetes; Hypocreales; Hypocreaceae. The transcript has a single exon.